AUGAACACACAGCAGCAGAUGAUGGAGCAGAUGGGGCAGUGGAGAAUCACCGUCUGGGAGGAGGAGAACUACCAGGGCAAGCGCUGCGAGUUCCACAACAUGGAGUGCCAGAACAUCAUGGAGCGCGAGUUCCAGAAGAUCCGCUCCAUGAAGGUGGAGAGCGGCGCGUGGGUGGGGUAUGAGUAUCCUGAGUUUCAGGGUCAGCAGUUCAUCCUUGAGAAGGGUGAUUAUCCCUGUUACGAGUCCUGGAUUGGAAACUGUGGUUACAGGACCGAGCAUAUGCUCUCCUUCAGACCUAUUAAGUGUGCUAACCACAGUGACAGCAAAAUCUCACUCUAUGAGUGCAAUAACUUCCAAGGUGGUAAGUUUGAGAUCUGCGAUGACUACCCUUCCCUUCAGUCCAUGGGAUGGUGCAGCAAAGAAGUUUACUCCAUGAAGGUCAAUUCUGGAGCCUGGGUGGCCUAUCAGUUCCCUGGAUACCGUGGCUAUCAGUACAUCAUGGAGAGAGACAGACACCAAGGAGAAUACAAAAACUUCAAUGAGUACGGCACCCAGGCCCACACCAACCAGAUCCAGUCCAUUCGCAGAAUCCAGCAUUAAGUCCAACUGUACUCCGGCUGUACCAUAAUAUCAACA
Molecule: messenger RNA, 636 nt
Organism: Engraulis encrasicolus (European anchovy)
Lineage: Eukaryota; Metazoa; Chordata; Actinopteri; Clupeiformes; Engraulidae
Gene: cryba2b
Product: crystallin, beta A2b
Exons: 4
Coding region: 1-600 (199 amino acids)
Biological process (GO): visual perception; lens development in camera-type eye
Molecular function (GO): structural constituent of eye lens
Source: RefSeq, a predicted model, not a curated record